Messenger RNA from Mytilus californianus (California mussel), 1974 nucleotides. RefSeq lists its product as uncharacterized. The coding region runs from base 154 to 1869 and encodes 571 amino acids. The transcript is spliced from 2 exons. NCBI's taxonomy places the organism in Eukaryota, Metazoa, Mollusca, Bivalvia, Mytilida, Mytilidae. The record is from RefSeq and is a predicted model, not a curated record.
AAAUCAGUCAACUGCGGCAAUAAUAUAAACGUGGAAUUUAAAGGGUAGAAUCUAAUUGUUGAGAAUUGACACUAUUGCUUUCAACCAUGAGAUAGGCGAACGAUUUCAAAUGUUUGAAACGAUUUUGAUGGACUCUAAAUUUAAUAAAGAAAUAUGGGACCUAGCCAAUACAAAGAUAACAGUCUUGUAGAGACCCAGGGGAGUGUAAGUCCUGUGGGACAAACAAUGGACCUUACGGAUGACAUUGAAAAGAUAGAAUUAGACCUCACUGGAUUGGAUCCUAGUGAUGAAAAAACUCGCUAUCGCCAAAAUACCACAAAUGGCGGACAACAAAUAAGUCCCAGAGCUGCUAAAUAUAGAGAUGGAGGCUCCAAAGGGAAGUUUGCAAAAUACAUAACGGUUCCUGAAGAUAACAAAGCCUCACCAAGGUCACAUAACUCCCUCAGAGGUGCCCCAUCUAUAAUUUCUGGACAUGGUACAACAAGGUCUAGAGGAGCUCCGUCAUUUGUUGGAAGUGUACCAACUACCAGUUAUCAUCCUGGUCACGAGGGCACCAUACGGGGGGUGCCAUCUUCUAUGGGCACAAUGACUGGAAGACGAAACCAACCAGCUUAUAAAUCUUGGAAUGGUGCAAUUCCAAAUGGACAUCUUCCACAUGGUCAUACUCCUAGACCAGGAACACUUGCAUUUAGACGAGGGGGAACAGAACGAAAGGAACAUUUAGUCCACCAUUUUGGAAUAGAAGUUGAUAAGCAUAUCAAUCAUAGAUAUUCCCCUGGUGAGGAGAUUUCUGGUCGUGUUGUUUAUGAUGUCACACGGAAUUUAGAAAUAAGAUUCAUUGAAUUUCAAGUUAUCGGCCACUGUGCUAUCACUACCAUUAAUAAUAUAACAAAGAAUAAAAAAACAAAAGUUGACAAAUUUCUAUGUAAAAGAAAGUAUAUGGUUGGGACACCAGAUGGAAGAUGGACUUCACUCAUAACUCCUGGACAUUAUGUAUCAAGCUUUCGCUUUUUGCUUCCAUCUGGAAUACCGUCAACAGUUCAAUAUGAGGACAAUAGAAAUGGAUUUGGUGCAGAGAUAAUAUAUAUGUUAAAAGUUCGGAUUUGUGAUGAAGUAGGAUCCACUUCAGCAAGAAGCAAUCAUUCUUUGAAUACUCUAGUAAAGGUGCUCCUAUCAAGGAGACUAAAUUUUACAGUACGAAGGCCAUUUGAUAUUCACUCUGUACCCAUGGGUCUCAUGCCAAUUAUUCAUACUGAAGACAUUCAAUUAUCAUGUUCGGGAGUUGCAAUAAUAGAUAUGAGUCUAGAUCGCACAUGCUACUUAGCAGGUGACAAUAUCAUUGUACAUCUAGAGACACAAAACAAAUAUUCCCGUAAAAUCAAAAGUAUUUCUUGUGAGCUGGUACAAAAAAUUACUGUUCUUGCCAAUAAAUUUCGAGCAACAUACACUGUAAUCUCAGUUAAGGAUAGAAAUCCUCAAGGUGUUAAGUCACGACAUAGUAAAGAAAAAAUAAUGAGUUAUAACAUAAAUAUGCCUACGCAAGUUACUUUCCUACCCAGCAUUCUUCCAGGAUGUCGGACAUUACAUGUGACAUACACUAUAUUUUUAAGCAUUAAAUUCAAAUUAUGCAGUGGAAAAUUAACAAUGGAAAUCCCUAUAAGUAUAGGACCUGCAACCAACUCUUCAAAUUUAGAAAAAAUCAAUUCUGUACCAAAUUUCAAUCGGCCAUUACGAUUCCCUCAUUUCAACAGGAAUGGAGAUAGCAGAAAUUCUAUAGCUGGAGAUCAGGGACCUCAUGUUCACUCAAAGUUUUCACACGAAGGGUGUGCUGGAUUACUUUGCUGUUUUGGAAAUGACGGAAUUCGGUAAACCUGUGAAAACUUUCAAUAGAAAUGGAAUAACAUUAUUAUGAUUUGUUACACUGUAAUUUAUUCAACAGUAUUAUCCAUAUAAAAUAAAAUAUUAUAUUCUUUU